AUAAUUCGAUUAUUGAAUUAUCCAAUCCCAGUAUCCAUUUAGACAUCCCCUACUAAAAAUACACUUUCGUAUGACUCAAACAAACAAACAAAAACGAGAGUAUUUUGAAAGGAAUCAUUAAUUGCUGAUGCGUUCUGUAGUAUACAAGAUAAUGGCUAAUCCGCAUCCGCAUAAUUGAAUUUGAUCGGAAUCGGCAAUGAAUCUUGGGGUUGCCGUUAUACCUCCCAACACUCCUCUUCGUCUCUCUUUCACUCAUACUCUAGCUCCCAUCAAUAAUCCCACAACUCCAGGAAGAAGAAAUCUAGUUGUGCUCAGUCAAAGUCGUAAUCUUGGUUAUUAUAACAGUGAUCGGCUAGUAAUUUCGGACACUAUGGAAACCAAAGCAGUGUCUUCUGAAGUAAAUAGGAGCCUUUACACGGAUAUAGAGCCAUACGACACUGGUUUUCUAAAGGUUUCGGACAUUCACACACUUUAUUAUGAGCAGUCUGGGAAUCCGGAUGGGCAUCCAGUGGUUUUCCUCCAUGGAGGUCCAGGGGGCGGAACUUCAUCUAAGAACCGGAAAUUCUUUGAUCCCCAUUUUUAUAGGAUCAUUUUAUUUGAUCAGAGAGGCGCUGGUAAAAGUGCACCUCAUGCUUGCCUGGAGGAGAAUACAACUUGGAAACUUAUUGAAGACAUUGAAAAACUAAGAACACACUUACAAGUUCCCGAAUGGCUGGUUUUUGGUGGUUCAUGGGGAAGCACUCUCUCUCUAGCAUAUAGUGAAUCUCAUCCUGACAAGGUGACUGGUCUUGUAUUGAGAGGCAUUUUUCUAUUGCGCAAGAAAGAAAUUGAUUGGUUUUACGAGGGUGGAGCUGCUGCCAUAUACCCUGAUGCUUGGGAGCCAUUUAGAGAUCUUAUUCCUGAAAGUGAAAGAGGAUGUUUUGUUGAUGCCUACCACAAGAGGUUAAACUCCAAUGACAAGGAGACACAAUAUGCAGCUGCUAGGGCAUGGACCAAAUGGGAAAUGAUGACAGCUCAUCUUCUGCCUAAUGAAGCUACCGCUAAACGUGGAGAUGAUGAUGAGUUUUGCUUGGCUUUUGCAAGGAUUGAGAAUCACUACUUUGUCAACAGAGGUUUUUUUCCUUCAGACUCCUACCUGUUGGACAAUCUUGAGAAAAUAAAGCAUAUCAACACUGUAAUCGUGCAGGGAAGGUAUGAUGUCUGCUGCCCCAUGAUGUCAGCAUGGGAUCUUCAUAAGGCUUGGCCAGAGGCUGAUUUCAGAGUGGUCCCAGAUGCUGGGCAUUCGGCUAACGAACCAGGAAUAUCGAAAGAACUUGUUGCUGCAACUGAGAAGUUGAAGUUUAUCAUCAAAGGAUCUGCUCCCUAGAACUGCACCGCCACGUUUCAUAUCUACUUCAAUAAUUCAUAUCUGUGCUAUUAUGUAAUACACGGUUUCGGCGACUUUUUCUUUUUGAUUGAAUACAGAUUGGAAAAUAAUGUCUGAUUUUGAUAUAUAUAACUUCAAUUAUAUAUAUCUGAAAACUCUUCUUGGCUGUCUA
Messenger RNA from Salvia miltiorrhiza (redroot sage), 1538 nucleotides. Its product is annotated as proline iminopeptidase. Gene Ontology annotation, cellular component: cytoplasm. Lineage: Eukaryota; Viridiplantae; Streptophyta; Magnoliopsida; Lamiales; Lamiaceae. The record is from RefSeq and is a predicted model, not a curated record. Gene Ontology annotation, biological process: proteolysis. Gene Ontology annotation, molecular function: aminopeptidase activity. The transcript has 11 exons. The coding region runs from base 197 to 1366 and encodes 389 amino acids.